Messenger RNA from Molossus molossus (Pallas's mastiff bat), 447 nucleotides. It is a transcript of the gene SMIM35, whose product is annotated as small integral membrane protein 35. The record is from RefSeq and is a predicted model, not a curated record. The transcript is spliced from 4 exons. The coding region runs from base 1 to 447 and encodes 148 amino acids. Lineage: Eukaryota; Metazoa; Chordata; Mammalia; Chiroptera; Molossidae.
AUGUCGCGGCCCAGGGCCGAGGUGCUCGAGAACCACCUGACGGGAAGAUUGCGAUUCUGCAUAAGUGGGGACCAGGACCUGGGCUUUCUUGAGGCUUCCUCUUGGUUCUUCAUAAACCUUAUCAGCAAUGUCAAGGAUGACGCUGAUCUUCCUGUGUGCUUGGAAGGAGGCGACAUGCUCAUGUCAUCUGAACGUGGCGAGGACUCCAUCAGCACCCUGGGCCUGAUCCUCGGCGUGGGGCUGUCGCUGCUGCUCGUGUCUGUCCUGGGCUACAGCCUGGCCAAGUGGUACCAGCGUGGGCACUGCUGGGAGGGGCCUAAUUUUGUCUUCAACCUGUACCAGAUCCGCAACCUGAAGGAGCUCGAGACGGGUGCCCCCUUCACCAUCAGCGGCCACAUCGGCAGUCCCGAGGGCGGCUACACGAAGUUCUCGGACAGGCCGGUCUGA